This is a messenger RNA of Acanthamoeba castellanii str. Neff, 396 nucleotides long. Its product is annotated as LSM domain containing protein. The record is from RefSeq and is a predicted model, not a curated record. Gene Ontology annotation, molecular function: U6 snRNA binding. Lineage: Eukaryota; Discosea; Longamoebia; Acanthamoebidae. Gene Ontology annotation, biological process: spliceosomal snRNP assembly; nuclear-transcribed mRNA catabolic process; P-body assembly. The transcript has 4 exons. Gene Ontology annotation, cellular component: spliceosomal tri-snRNP complex; P-body; U6 snRNP. Bases 1 to 396 code for a protein of 131 amino acids.
AUGCUGGUGGAGUUGAAGAACGGAGAGACGUACAAUGGGCACCUGGUGAACUGCGACGGAUGGAUGAACAUCAACUUGCGCGACGUUAUCUGCACAUCCAGAGAUGGAGAGAGAUUUUGGAGGAUUCCUCAGUGCUAUAUUCGUGGAAACACUAUCAAGUACUUGUGCAUACCCGAUGAGGUGAUCGACAUGGUGCAGGAGAACGCGCCCAUUCCCAAGCAGGGCGCCGCGGCUCGAGGUCGUGGCCGUGGUCGCGGUGGUCCGCGUGGCGGUAGGGGCCGUGGCGAGGGCGGCGACCGAGGCGGCCGCGGCGAUUACCGAGGCGGGAGGGGCCGUGGCGACGGUGGCGGCUACCGAGGCGGCCGAGGUGGUGGCCGUGGCAGGGGAGGGGUCUAG